AUGUUUUUGUCAAGUUCAGAAUAUACUUCAAAUGAUUUACUGAAUUCAAAUCGUAAAUCAUCCACUUUAUCAUCGUCAACUUCACCAACGACAAUGCCAACAUCAUCAUCAUCAUCAUCUAUACGUUUUCGUGGUAAUAAAUUUGGACGUCUUAAAACAAAAUGUUUAAACCUCAAUAGAUAUCAACAAAACUAUUCAUUAUCUAAUAAUCGUUUACAUUUAUGUAAUAAACCAAAUCAUUUCAAUUCAAUAAUGACAACAUCUGCAUUGAAAGCUAUUCGUAGAUCAACAAUUAACCUUCCUAAUACUCAUUGGCCAAAUUUGUCUUUAGGAUCACAAAUUACAACAACAACACCACCAUCAUCAUCAUCAUCACCAGCAUUUACAUCAAUAAUAGAUCAGAAAUUAAAGUCAAAUUUCUUAACUGAUCUACAAUUUCCUGAAACCAAUAUAAACAAUACUAAUGGAUUAUUGUCUUCUUCUGCAUCAAACUUACGUGGUAAUCAUCAUCAGCAUAAUAAUAAUAAUCCUAACAAUACGAAUAAUAAUUUAAUUGAUCGUCCAGUAGUUGUAUUAAAUCCUGAUGAACCACGUGAAAUAUUUAUUGGUGGUGUACAAUCUGUUGCAUUACCAUUAUGGGCAUAUUGUAAAUGUUUAACAAUGGUACGUGGUGAACCACAUGAAUUAGGACCACGUUUAUGUUUACGUCUAUUACAAAGUUUAUUUAGUUUACAUUAUUUAGUUACACAUAAUUAUAAUGGUUCCGGUGGUAAAGCACCUAUUGAUCCAAUUGUAAUGAGUGCUGUAUUACGUCAAGCACAAUUACAAUUUGGUUCAGGUUAUUUUUUUACUGAACCAAUGGCUUUAGGUAAAUUAAGAGAUUAUUUAAAUAAUGCUUUUCGUGUAAUGGCAUUUAGACAACGUAAAGGUGAACGUGUAAGAUCACCAUUUUGGAAUGAAAAAGGUGAACCAAUACAUGAUUUAGAAGCACCGGUGGAAUUUUCAAAUAUUACUGAUAUUAUUGUUAUACCACAUUCAAUUAAUACUACUACUACUACUACUACACCUAACACUAACACUACUACUGUUAUUACAGCUACAACAACCUUAUCAACAACUACAUCAAUGUCAAAUGAAUCUGAUAGGAAUAUGAAUUCAAGAUGAACAAUGAUUAAAGAAAAUACAUGCGGAUUAAUUUUUUUUUUAAAAAGUAUCUUUACUUUGAUCCAUUUCAUCCUUUCAUAAAAUGAUUCUUUCAAACUAUGAGUAGUAUGUAUAUUUGUUUACUUCAAUGAAACCAUUCAAUAAUAUACACUUAUACAAUGUUAAUUAUAUUGUUUCAUAAAUAAUUUAAAAUAACCAACCACGGUGAGGGGGGGGUAGGAUUAAACAAAUUCACUUGGAAUGUACUCUUUAUUGUUACUAAUGAAAUGAUGUUCAACUAUUGUAAUUAAUUCAUUCAUUCAUAAUUCAAUAAUGAUAUUCAUUGAAUAAAAUAAAGAAAGAGAAUGAAGGGAUAUUCAAAAGAUCAUUAUGAUGAAUGAGAGAAAGAGAGAGAUUCUAUCACUUGUAUUUAGGCUACAAAUACAUGGGGUAUUAUGUAUACAUAUAAUAAUAAUAAUAAUAAUAAUA
Molecule: messenger RNA, 1632 nt
Organism: Schistosoma guineensis
Lineage: Eukaryota; Metazoa; Platyhelminthes; Trematoda; Strigeidida; Schistosomatidae
Source: the annotation of a GenBank genome assembly